Molecule: messenger RNA, 2253 nt
Organism: Paraglomus brasilianum
Lineage: Eukaryota; Fungi; Glomeromycota; Glomeromycetes; Paraglomerales; Paraglomeraceae
Source: the annotation of a GenBank genome assembly
AUGCCGACGUACGGAAAAUUGCAUGAUAUCCAUGGCUUUCGCGGACGGAGAACUGCUUGGGAAGUAUACCAAAACAGCGUAUAUGCCGAACUUUACGAGGCGUACGCCAAAGGUUCCUACUCUAAAGCCAUCGAGUUGCUCGAUAAUUAUGCCUCGACCUUUGUUAACGGAAGCAGCAAGAGCAGGGAAGGUGAUAAGGACAAGAGAGACAGCAGCAACAGCUUUAGCACUGACAAGGACGACCACAAGCAAAGAAGCGAUCGUAGCAGUGAGAAGGAUGCUGAUAGCGAUAAUAAUGCCGGUAAUAACAGCGACAGUAACAACAAGAACAAUAGACACACUACCAAAAACGUUCUUAGAGUCAAUCUUACCCAUACAACAAACACGCACGUGCUUCUCGUACGCGCUCUGUGCUACCAACAAGAACACAAAUGGACUCGCGUCGAGUCUCUCUCAACCGAAAUUAUUCGCCCAUUGUGUUUCGAGGCUCAAUGUCGUCAGAAAACAACAACAGACGCGAGUUUUUGUCUCAUUCUCGGACUGUGGCUUCGAAGCCUAGCCUAUGAAGAACAAAGGAAAUGGGGCCUUGCACUCAAAGAUCUCGAACACAUAAAGACAUUAAUUCAGAACAAUGACGUAAUACCAUUCUAUUACGAUGGAUUGCUUUCCCCCUUUCUUCGCCAUAUGGCUCCUCUCAUAUCUCGUCUUCGAGUAGAUACCAUCAACUUUAAUCUUCAUUGCGUGACUGAUCGGUUGCGUCGAGUCUCGGAUAUGGUCGCUAAGGAAGAUUAUACCAACCUUUCUCAGGCAUUCGAACUGGUCGUGGAAGAUAAUAAGAGUUAUCACGAACUAGCAAAGACCUUUCAUUAUAGACUGUGUCUCAAGAGACCUAUCCAUCCCUACAUUCAUCUCAACAUGUGGUAUACAAUGGAUUUGAUGUUAGUGAGCGAAAUUGGCCUUUACAAAAAAGGAGAUAUGGAUAAAGUGGAAGGAUAUAGUCUUGACUGUGAAGUCUUAAACAUCCGAUCAGGAAAUGACAAUAACGACUUUUGCGUUGAGGUACGACCGCUGAGUGAAGAGGCCUGUGAAUGGAGCGAACUGACGAACAUCCAAUGGCCAGGUAUUCAUGGAGGCAAAGGAGGACUAGAAUUUAGAGUUGUUUCUAAAAAAUUAACCACCAACGACGAUUUUUAUAAUCGGCAGUGUAACAAUUGGCGGUAUCUUCACAUAUAUCCAGUUGCAGAGAUGGUUAGAAAUGAUGGACAUGGUAAAGACUCUUUUGAAAGUAUAAAUCGAAUAGAACAUUGUAAGAUUGUACCAUUAUUAGUGGGACCCAUUGAGAUUGGGCAUUGUUAUCAACACCAUUCAUCCUGUGCGCAUCAUCAAGAACCGCUGGAUGAUCUCGGAGAUGAAGCCAAUUUUACUGAUGAUUCUUUAUCGAACUCUUCACCAGAUUCUCAUUCACCAAAUUCUUCUUCUCCUUCGUCUCCUUCGCCUGAUAGUCCCCAGUUUGAUUCUCCGACCUCUUCAUCUGGUUCAACCUCUGCGUCUAGUCAACGUUCCUGGAUAACAGACACGUACCUUAUCAACAACUAUCGAGCCUUUUCACUUCCACACAAGAAAACUUUUUUAAUUCAAGAAGUUUGGGAUGGACGAGUUUCUGGAAAAGUCUGGGAUUCGGCAUUUAUUGUUUUGCAGUUUAUGAAGGAUAGUUUCAUGAAGGAUCGGUCAUUUUUAUUUGGUAAACGAAUCCUAGACUUGUCAACAGGAACGGGUUUAAUAGGACUAUAUCUAGCGGCUUUUUGCAGCGUGAUGGCACAGCAUGAGACUACCGCAAAAGUUCCAAAAACCAAUUUCGUUUUAACGGACCUUCAGCAUGCUCUAAAGCUGAUAAAUAAAAAUCGGUUGUUGAACAAGUAUCUAAUUAAUGAAGCUAAAGUGUCAACCGAGGUUGUGAUGCUUGAAUGGGGCAGAGUUAACAAAGCAAAGAAACUUGGAACGUUUGACAUUGUGUUGGCGUCUGAUGUUGUAUACGAACCAGAACUGUUUGAUGUUUUGAUUGGGACUUUGUGUGCUGUUUGUACUUCAAAUCAUACAAAAAUAUACCUCGGAUACAAGAGACGUGCGUUAUCGGUCGAGGAAGAAGGACGAUUCUUUAAAAAGCUCGCCAGAAAAUUCAAAGUAUCCUUGGUUGAUGGUAUUGCGACAGUGACGAAUGAGCAAAAGGUUCGGAUUUAUGAGCUUAGACGGUAA